Molecule: messenger RNA, 2229 nt
Organism: Anopheles marshallii
Lineage: Eukaryota; Metazoa; Arthropoda; Insecta; Diptera; Culicidae
Gene: Naa35
Product: N-alpha-acetyltransferase 35, NatC auxiliary subunit
Exons: 11
Coding region: 1-2229 (742 amino acids)
Biological process (GO): N-terminal peptidyl-methionine acetylation
Cellular component (GO): NatC complex
Source: RefSeq, a predicted model, not a curated record
AUGUAUGAAAAUCCAGUGCAGGAAGUGCAAUCGGAGGGGCUCUCGAGUGAAGAACGGGAAAACUCCCUACCACCAAGUGGUGCAGAUGAAAAUCCCCCAAAACAAUUUGAACCGUACGAUGGCUGGAAUGAUAUUACUAAGGAAUUCUUCAACUGUGUUAAAGCGCUUACGCUGGGGGAACUGGUGCAUGACUCCACGUUCGGAUUGCUGGAUGCAAUGUCGGCUAUUGAAAUGAUGGAUCCGAAAAUGGAUGCUGGCAUGAGUUGCAAUAGGGAAGCAACGCCGCUAACUUUCGAUACAGCUGUGGAGACGGGGCAAAUAAAGCUGAACAAUCUGCUGCUGAAGGAAUCGAUCGGUAUCAUCGAUGCAGUGUACUCGUGUACGGUAUCGUGGCUUGAAGGACACUCGAUGGCUCAAACCGUUCUGACCUGUCUGUACUUACACAAACCGAACAAAAUCGAGUGCAAAACAAUCCGAUCAUUCUCGAUUGCAAUACAGAAGAUCAUCAAUCUGAUGCGGAAUAUUACGGGCAGAGCGAAUGUGUACGAGGAAGAAGAUUUCCAGCAUAGUUCGUUCGAUUACAAUCUGAGCGCGGAUAUUACGGAGGCGAAAGCGAUGAAUAUGUUGAAGAUAGCGGAAGAGGAACUUAUCAAAAAGACCAAAGACUCUGAAGAUGAACGGGAGAAGGAAGAAAUACAAGCACUGCUGUCAAGAGUUCGUUUCACCAGACUGUUUUUGCACAGUUUAGUGGGAUUGUAUCCACUGAAGCAAGGUACAACGUGGCAGCAUGGCCAAGAAGUCCCAGCGCAAUCUACCGUUUCGCUGAAGACUGAAAUGAUUGACAUCGUGAAAUCACUAAAUGGAGCCUUGGAGCUAGCCCAGGUGAUAGAGAAAACGAUUGAAUUAGGAACACAACCGGAGGAAGGAUCGGAUGCACCUAACCCGAUGGGGUUUUCUAUGAUGGUCAAUCAACGUUUGCUUCCUCCGACGUUUCCUCGUAGUACGAAAAUAAAGGACCGCCAUCUAAGCAUACAAUACCUCAUAGAGCUAAUUCAGCGCAUUAAACAUGCGUGCAAAAUAAUCAACUGCACCAGCUACCACGCAGCACUGAACUUUCUGAUGGACUUCAAUAAAAAGUUUACACCGUGUCUGCUUUCCCGGAGCAUACCGCAAACACUGUACUUUCCGAUCCCACGAAUGGUAUUCGGCGUGAAACCGUUCACGGAGGUCCUGAAGGAAUCGGUAAAGGCUUUCAUCGCACCACCGGCACUGCGCCCGGACAAUGCUCUCUACAACAAUCCUUUUGCAGUCAACUGCAUCAACUCAUUCUUCGAAUAUAACGAGCCACCGUUCAAUUCGUUGUUUGCCAUCUGUGGCUACAAUCGAGCCAGGCAGCGUGAUCAUCUCGGGUACUUACUGCUAAAUUAUCCACACGUACAGGACGGCGCGGAACGGGUAGACGUGUACCUGCACUCGCUCACAGCAAGGAGUGAAAAUUCGCGACACUUAGCGUGCUUUGGCACCUGGGCGUUAUAUCACUGUCUUCGAGCAAUGUCCUUCUAUCUGCUGGCCGGAUUGGAGCUCGAGCUGUACAGCGUGCACGAGUAUCUGUACAUUUUCUGGUAUCUGUAUCAGUAUCUGUUCAGCUGGAUCGUAUCCGCGCUGACGCGGGCGGAUACGUUUCUGGCCGAGCAAGAGUAUGCGGCCGAUCCGAAAGCGGCCAAAUCGAACCAGAAGAAACCGAAGCCGAAAAAACGCAAGGCCAAAACGGACGUGAAGGAGAUACUCUUUAACGAAGCGAUGGAAACACUGUGCGGUGGUUACUAUAAAGCGUUGGCCGGAUUUAUCAAAGAGGAUCGCAUCCCCGAACCGUUGCCCAUGUUUGACAACGAACAGGUACGGUUCGAGCAUCGUUUUGCACCGUUUGCGAACCUCACCACACCGCCACCGAUGCCGUACAGUGAGUUUAAGCAGAUGAAGAUGAUAAUGUUGCAGUCGUCCGCAACGGAUCUGUAUGCUGCUGCGGCGAAACACUUCCACGAGGCACGCACUCUGCUCGAAACAUUUCCAAAUCCCGACGAGGAGUGGAACGAUAUAGUGAAGGUGGCCAAGAUGAACUUUGUCAUGAUGAACCUUCUGGCCAGUGGACACAGCCGACAGUCGAAGCUGCCGCCCGAGUUUGACUUUUCCUGCCACCGAUACUUCCCGAUCAUCAAGCAAAAGAAGUGA